AUGAGUAUUGAAGACAUAACUGGAAACUGGAUCGGUCCUGAAUCUUCGCUUCCUACAGCGUCUCUUCCUUACGCAGGGGAAUAUGUCUACGACGAAGAAGAGCAGAAGCUGGUUGACGACCGCCUCCGCUGCACGCUCGCCUGCUGGGACUUCACUGCCGCUAUGGAGAGCAGGUCUGUCACGAUCGAAUCGCCCUGCGAUAUCGGAGCCGGAGUACUCAUCUGUGCCGGAGUACUCAUCUGUGCCGGGGUGCUCAUCUGCGCCGGUGUGCGCAUCGGUGCAGAAAGCAUCAUCCAGCCUGGGACCAUAGAUAUCGCGCCGGCCGCUUAG
Molecule: messenger RNA, 330 nt
Organism: Verticillium dahliae VdLs.17
Lineage: Eukaryota; Fungi; Ascomycota; Sordariomycetes; Glomerellales; Plectosphaerellaceae
Exons: 3
Coding region: 1-330 (109 amino acids)
Source: RefSeq, a predicted model, not a curated record